Molecule: messenger RNA, 582 nt
Organism: Lodderomyces beijingensis
Lineage: Eukaryota; Fungi; Ascomycota; Pichiomycetes; Serinales; Debaryomycetaceae
Source: the annotation of a GenBank genome assembly
AUGUGUAUUUGCUUAUCCGAUCUAUUCCUCAUCGUCCUAUCGGUGUUCUUCCCACCGUUGCCAGUAUGGAUACGCCGAGGCCUAUGUUCCAAGGACUCGCUCAUAAACGUGCUCUUGAUGAUAUUGGGCUACUUCCCCGGCUUGAUACAUUCAUGGUACAUCAUCGCCAAGUAUCCACCGUAUUGGCACGAACAUGAAAGCAAAGUAUACUAUGUUUACCGUGACGAUCUAGAACACCAGUCGGGGCCCCCGGGCGGUGGAGGUAGGGGUAGGGGUAGAGGUAGAAGUAGAAGAGAACAACUCGUUGGUCCUCAAGGUGCCCCCGGGCAUGUGCCAGGCGGCGGAUCGACUCCACAUUGCCAUCAUCAUCAUCAUUGCCCCGAUGAAAAUACCGUUAUUAGAACCGAACCACAGAGAAGCAAUGCGCAAUUCACUUAUGGCGCCGUCAAUGAAGGAAGCAGUAGUCAGGGUCUUUUCGAGAAUAGCAGAGCUGGCGAUGCGAGCCUGAGUCUGAAUUUGAAUCUGAAUCUGAACUCGGCUCCUCCGGCUUAUACUGAAUUUGACAACAAGACUCAGCGCUAG